AUGAAUACAGCUAGCAAGUUACCACGGAAAAUUUAUGUUAAAAGACUUGACAUCUUCUUCAAACUGUUUCGUUACAAAUCUGAGGUAUGGUAACAUUAUUCGUUUUUUUAUUUUUUCCGUUUCUAUGUAUUAUUUUAUACUGUACGAUAAGGUUAAUACUUAUUUUAUUAAACUAUAUUCAUAAUGUUACGAGAUCGUUUAUAAAAAUUAUAUAAAUAAAAAUUUUUAAUGCAAACAUCGUAUAUUAUGCUUUCUACUUUGUACAAAAUUGUAAUAUUACAUACAUAUAUACAUGCCUUGCAGUUUUAUAUCGCGUGAUUUUAUAAAUUUAUUUUUCUUAUUUUUUAUAAUCUUGCUGUAUUUGUAUAAUAUGUUACAAAUACUACGUAUUUGCAUUACUUUAAAAAGAUGCUAAUGUAUUUUUAUCAAUUUUUCACUGAAUUAUAAAUAAUCCUGUUUUAACAAUAAUAGAAUAAUUCAAAAGGAGCAUAUCAAAUUAAAUUUUGACAAAUAUAUUUUAUUAAAGUAAUAAAAUACAAUUACGAAGUAAUAUAAGUAAAAUCAUGAUAUUCUCAUUUCUAAAUAAUGAUUACUAAGUUAUUACAACUUUUUAAAUAAUUUUUCAUUUGCAUAUUAUGAAAUAUUAUAAAAGUGAAAUAAUAGAAUUAAAGCUAAUUCUUUUUACAUUAAUUUCAUUUAAACUAUAAGUAAUUUAAAUAGAAGAUAUAUAUUAUAUAAUAAAUAUUUUUUAAGAAAUUAAAUGUUUAAUAAGUUGAUAAGAUGUUUAAAUUAUAGUAUUAUUAUUAAAUAUAUAUUAAAAUUAUUUUAAUAUACAUAUAUUAAAAUUUGGGCUUUGGAAAUGUGGAUAAUAAAAUACUUUGAUAAAGUAUUUUUGCUAUUAAAAGUUUUGUUAUUAAAGAUUUGAUAUUGAAUUUAUAGCUUAGUUUUGAAGGAAUAUAGUUUAUAAUUCUUAUUUAAUAUAAAAAAGACUAUACUAUGUAUUUAAUAAUAAAUGUGAAUUAUUACUUAAUAAAAUAGUUAUAUGUUAUUAUAAUAUUACACAUAUACUUAUAUAUUAAAGAAUUGAUUGGAAUAUUGAAUUUCAUUUACAUUUAGGAGCAAUUAAAAAUAUAUGUAUUUUUAAAAUAUAUAUUAUAUGUUAUUAUAUAUAUAUGUAAUAUAUAUCUUAUUGAUUUUGGUAAGAUACAUACAUAAUGUUAAAAAAAAUGAGUAAAAUUAUAUUUUUUAUUAGUUUACAAUUGUUCAUUAUUUCAUUGUUAAUAGACUGUGAAUGUAAAUUUUAUUAAUGCAAAAAAAGAGAAACAAAAAAAAGUGUUUGAUAUAUUUUUUAUGUUAUAACAAGUAUAUUUAUAGAUUAUUACAUAUUUAUUUUUUUCAUAAGUGCAUAAACAGACUAGUUAUUAUUAAUUAUUAUGAUAUUAUAGAAAAUAAAUCAUACUAUUCAUAAAAAAUUAUGAUGUAUCUUAGAUUAUCAUAAAUACAUUAGAAAGAAGUAAAGAAUGAAAUGUUGGUCAAAAGUUACAUUUAUAUUGUAAAUUUGAAUAUUUAAAGACAACAGGAUUUGUCAAUAUGUUUAAGUUGUAAUAAUAUAAAACUAAUUACAUAAAAUUUUAAAGAUUAAUAUUUUAUAAUUUUGUUAUUGUUUCAGUAUCAUUAUUAUGAUAUUGUUUCAUUUUUACCUCUUCGUAUGUCCGGACUAGCUGUAAAACAAGUAUUUUUGAGAAAUUUUUGUAAAAACGUGUUAAUAUCUGAGAGAUCUUCUUGUUAUAAUUUAAUGGCAAAUUCAACUGCACAACAGAAACUAAGUCAAACAUCAAUGGAUCCUUUUUUGGAAACAUAUUACAAUUCUAAUAAUUAUGAAAUUCCAUUAAAUUUUACAUCAGAAAAUUUAGCAUGUGAAAGUAACAUACAAACACUUGGGACGAAUACAUGUGUUGAAUCUCCAAUGUUCUUAAUGGAUAAGUACAUGUCUGACAAACAAAGAUAUAAAUCAAUGCGACAAUGGAAACGAUUUAAGAAAGAGAAGCUGACCUCUAAUUCUGAAGAAUCUUUUACUCUGAGAGUAUUAUCCUUCAACAUUUUGGCACAAUAUCUACUGGAAACUUAUUCAUUUUUGUAUAAGGCACAUGACAAGCAGGCACUAUCUUGGGAGAUUAGGAGGCAGCUUCUCUUAGAAGAGAUUUUAAGAAUGCAAGCUAAUGUCAUUUGUCUUCAAGAAAUGCAAGAAGAACAUUUAGAAGAAUUUUUGAUUCCAUUUAAAGAGUUAGGUUAUAAUUACUUAUAUAAAAAGCGGACAAAUGAUAAAAAAGAUGGACUGCUAUUUCUAUAUCGAUCUGAUCAACUUAUUUUAUUGGAUUAUGUAAAGGUUGAACUUUAUCAACCUGGUAUAGAAUUAUUAAGUAGAGAUAAUGUUGGAAUUAUUGCAAAACUGGCAGUUAGAAAAAGUCCCGAAAUACAAUUGGUGAUUGCUACAACUCAUCUACUCUAUAAUCCAAGAAGAAAUGAUGUGAGACUAGGACAAGCUCAACUUCUUUUAGCAGAAAUUGAAAGAAUUGCUUUCCUAGAGGAUACAAUGACGGGUGCCAAAUAUCUUCCAAUCAUACUCACAGGUGAUUUUAACUUAAAACCCUAUUCUGGAGUAUACAAAUUUAUUGUGGAGGGAGUAUUUAAAUAUCAAGGAAAGGGAAGAAAUCUUGAACGAACAGAUUACCGAUCUCUAUCGAAUUCUCUUAUUCCUCCUCGACUUUGCGUUACUGAUAAUUGUCAACAUUUUAAUGUUUUAAAACAUAGAUUAAUUGGAGAAGGAACAGAUAAAGUGAUGUUGGAAAAUAGCGAACAUGCUGUAGAAGAACUCACCUCAACAAAUAAUUCGUCAAAUCAUUGCGAAGUGAACGCAGAUACAACUGAUCUUCAAACAAUAGAAAUUGCACAUGAUCAUCAUGUAAAAUUCUGUUCUGGUACUUUAACACAUCCUUUUCAUUUUGAUAGUGUAUACAAACAUCAAAAUUGUCAUGGAGAACGAGAAGCUACAACGAAUCAGGGCGAAUGGAUUACUGUUGAUUAUAUCUUUUAUAGCGGCUUGGAACUUCUUGAAAAAUAUGAUUUACCAACAGCUAGAAGAUGUAACACUUUACCCACAAUACCUAAUUUUGCAAUUGGAAGUGAUCAUUUGUGUUUAGCGGCAACUUUUAAACUACAUAAAAGCAAGCUUUAA
Messenger RNA from Heterotrigona itama, 3235 nucleotides. The record is from the annotation of a GenBank genome assembly. NCBI's taxonomy places the organism in Eukaryota, Metazoa, Arthropoda, Insecta, Hymenoptera, Apidae.